AUGGCUAACACUCUACCACCGAGUGGUUUCCAGUCUCAUGAGCCUUCGCUGGGUCGAAGGUCAAAGAGACGACUUAAUCCCAUAAUAGAAGAAGAUUGCGAUGAUGGCCAUGUUCAGAAUACAGGGGUGAACGAACAACGGAGACGUGGUGAUGCUUCGCAUCUGAAGAUUGAAGCCUGGUUGUCACCUAUGAGCGAUCAUUUCCCCACUCCAAAGGGAGUUCACUAUCUUGCUGCUCCCAUCCUUCCGUCAUCGCCGUCCACAGUAUCAGGAGAUGGUAGUUCUCCUACAACUUCGUCAAACAUGUGGAAUCGAGCCAGCAUCGGCACCGAGAACACUGAAUUUGAGGACCUCUAUGAUGUGUCUGAGGAAGAAGAUGAGGAUGACGUGCCGCGGUGCUAUAAGAGAUCGUCUGUUGGCCGAGCCACAAACCACCACCAGCCAUUAUUGAAACAGCCCACUCGUCUUCAAAUCCCAGCAAAUCGAGAUGGGCCCGAGGAGCCUUGGUCUGCGGUUGACGAACUCAAGAAAAUCACAUCGCCAGUGCCGCUGACUCCAUUGGCUAGGCUGCCCAUGUCUCCAGCUCAAAUGAACUUCAUCGGGAAGCAGCAGGCGCUCGAAGUGCCAACCAUUUCCGCACCGCCGUCUCUCGACGGCAGCCUGUCGUCCGAGCAGCUCGCCGCAUUGAGUGCACCACCAACACCUGUGAUGGGGAACGACGAACACAAAACAGAAGAGGCAUGGGCUGGCGUCCACCUUCAACCCGGCGCACUCGCGACACUCCAGGCUCUGUCUGGGGGAGAAGAGGGAGAGGGCCAAGAGUUGUACGAACGCCCGAUGCAGGUACUCGACGUUUCCAUGCACUCAGUCACCGAGAUGCAACAGCAACCUUUGCGCUUGGUGACCUGCUUCGCACCUCGGGUGGCUCAAGAUAGAAUCCAUUCGCCAACUCCCACCCGACAAUCUCUUGCCAGCUUAACAAGACUGAGCAUUCCCUCUCCUGGUGGGUUCUUUUCUGGGCUGUCUCCUCGAACCAGAAAUACUUGGCAUCUGCCCAGCAAGUCACCAGUGGACAUGCCGCCACCGACCUCAACCACUGCUGAGCAAUUUUACCGAUGUCCUUGGAAUGUUGGUGACUCUUCUGUUCCCCCAUUGCCAAAGCGCCCCGAUUCUGCAGAGGCAUUCUACAGGGCCGUCGGCCUAUCAUCAGAACCCGUUGAGCAGGUCAUUCGAGUUCAAGAUGAUGACGAUAUGACAGAGGGCAUGCCUACCGCUAGGCUCAUGAUUUCACAUCAGGAUUCCAACGAUUCUGGGGAGACCACUGCCAAGAUUGUCGAGGAGGCGCCAGUUGAGAUUGUUGUCGACUACGAUCCCGACUAUGCCAGAAAGCAGCAACAAGAAGCCUUGUCCAACUUAGAUCGCACGGAGUUGUGGCUAAUGGCACAGAGGGCUUACCUUAAGGGCGUGGACGAAGGGCCCGACAACAAUGCUGCUCUCAAAACCAUUGAAGAGUCGCCUGAGGAGGAGAUGGACAAGGAGGAUGAGAAAGUCAAGCCGGAAUCUGAGUCCUCACAGGGAGUAGAAAUCAAGAAAAAGGUUGUGCGGUUCUCCAAUAUCAUUCCAACAACCCUGGAACCCAAACGUCUGCCUUCCAGUUUGCUGCGACAGGAAUCAGCAUACUACCGCGCCUUCCAGGACUACAUUGUGCGCACUCACCUUCAAGAUGUAUUUGUUCAACAGCUUUCUCGCUUCGAGGCAGUCCAAGCUCAGCGCACUGCACUGCGCGAGACACAUCGCAACCAGCUCCUAGGCAAGUAUCAGCUCAGCGUCGUUCCCCAGUCAGCCAAGAAGCGACUCAGCGCCAACGUUGCUCGAGGCGACGACAUCCUGACUGACGACCCUGACAAGCUGCGCAGGGAGAAGGAGUUGGAGGCCAUGAACCAAAUGACCAUCCCAACCUGGCAUGUGGCUGCCCUGAAGUUCCUCAACGGCGGUCGCCUCAUCACGGCACCCGUUACCAAAAGAUUGGCUCGACUUUCCCACCUAGCUGCUCCAGGCAGAGACAGCGCUGGUCGCGACCGUGCUAGGAUUCUUGAUCUUGGUGGGCAGUCAACAUGCGAUUGGGCAUGGCACUGUGCGCUUCAAUAUCCAAACGCCAAGGUUUACACCGUGACGACCAAGGCCAUUCGCCAACUCUCAAACUCCAACAUUCGUGGACCUCCCAAUCAUCGCCAGAUUGCGGUAAAGCGUCUUUCCAAGCUUCCAUUCGCAGAUGGCCAGUUUGACUUGAUUUCUGCUCGCGAGCUUCAUGGAAUUCUCAAGUUUGUCGGCGAAAACGGCGAGGAUGAGUGGGAGAGCUGCCUCCACGAGUGCAUGCGUGUGCUGAAACCCGGUGGCUACUUGGAGUUUUCCGUCAUGGACUCGGAUAUCAUCAAUGCCGGGCCGCUUGGUUGUGCCAAGAGUGUAGAGUUUGGCUUCACACUCAAGACGCUCGGUUACGAUCCAAGCCCAACAAAGAUGUGGCUCGGCCGACUGGCUCGCGCAGGGUUUGAUGACGUUCGCCGUGCUUGGGUGUGCCUCCCGAUGGGUGCCAAGAGGAAGAUGAGCAUGCCACCAACACCACCAUUAAAGGAUGACGUGUCGAUCAGAAGCGGGAAAGUGUGUCAGAUGGACGCUAUGGUCAUGGGCAGCAGUGACAAUAUUGCCAAUGUCUGUAGCAUUGUUGGCGGAUGGAACUGGGAACGAUGGCUCCUCCGAUGUGAGAUGGAAAAGGUUGGGGGUGAGAUGCGCCUGGCUGAUACUGUAACGACGGGAGCGGCAAUGAGGGAAGCUGGCAAAUGUCUGGACGGAGUGCACGCGGUGAUGGAGGAGGGGAGAAGCUGCAAGGCUGGUUUCCGGAUGCUCAACGGGUAUGCGCGGAAACCCAAGAGGUGCCACGAUGUGAUCCAGAUUGCAUUUGCGCAGUGA
Metarhizium brunneum ARSEF 3297 is the source of this 2967-nucleotide messenger RNA. RefSeq lists its product as uncharacterized. NCBI's taxonomy places the organism in Eukaryota, Fungi, Ascomycota, Sordariomycetes, Hypocreales, Clavicipitaceae. Gene Ontology annotation, molecular function: S-adenosylmethionine-dependent methyltransferase activity. The record is from RefSeq and is a predicted model, not a curated record.